AAAUGUGGAAAUUUGCCGACGAUACUACGGUCUCUGAAAUUGUUGAAAAAAACGAACAAAGUACUUUACAAAUGGAUAUCGAUGAUAUUACUACUUGGUCUAUGGACAAUUCCUUUCAACUAAACCCAUUUAAAUGCAAAGAAAUGGUAAUAUCCUUUUCACGAUUACCACCUGUUUUUGAACCUAUACGUAUUGGUGACCGAAAUUUGGAAAGAGUGACAAGUAUCAAAUCGCUUGGAGUUAUAUUAAGAAAUGACCUUAAAUGGAUAGACCAUGUAAAUUCAAUUGUCUCCAAAGCAGCUAAACGUUUAUAUUUGUUGAGGCAACUCAAACGUGCUGAUGUCGCUUCGGCAGAUUUGGUCAAAUUUUUUUGCAGCUGUAUAAGGUCUGUCCUCGAAUAUGCGUGCCAAUUAUUCCAUAGUUCCCUGCCACAAAAUCUUGCAAAAAACAUUGAACGUAUACAGAAGCGAGCAAUGAAAAUAAUAUUCUAUGAAUUGUCUUACGACGAGGCUCUUAACAUCGCUGGUAUUUCCACUCUUGAAAACAGACGGGAGUAUCUAUCCAAUAAUCUCUUCAACGACAUUGUUUUAAAUGAUGAUCAUAAACUUGCCAAACUUUUACCAUCCAAAGCAGGCAAUAGAGAAUUACGAAAAGAAAGAUCUUUUGAAGUUUUACCAGCAAAUACAAAUCGUUUCGGAAACUCUUUUAUCAACUUUUAUGCUAAGAAACAUUACAAAUUAGAUGUUCCUUGAACAUUUUAGAAUUUUUAACUCAUAUAGAUUAGUACAUUUAAGUAUAUGAUAUAUAGUAUAUAUUAACAAUUUUUAAAUUGCAUUGUAAUAUAGAAUUUUUUACUAUUUAUAACCUUGUAACACUUAACGUCAUGUAAUUCAGUCUUCUGACUGCCAGAUGAUGUUUUUAUUAAACAAACUAUUCAUUCAAUCAUGGAGUAAUUGAAAUUGGGAUUUCAGAUCAUAGUUUGAUUUAUGCUGUUAAAAAACUAGUUCCUUUAAAAGGACAGAGAACAUGUAGUGAAGUUCGAAAUUUUAAAAACACUUUAAUGAAAGGUUAUUUUUGCACGAUUUGUCUAGGAUCCCUUGGGAUUAUGUCAAUCAAUUUAAUAACCCGAAUGAUAGCUGGCAAGUCUGGAAGUCCUUCUUUAUAGAAAUACUUGAUAGACACGCGCCAAUUCUGAGGAAGUAUAUUAAAACUAAAAAAAUUCCAUGGCUAAAUGCCUCUAUUAAGCAACUAAUGAGGCAAAGAGAUUUUCAUAAAAUAAUGUUUAAAAAAAUUAAUUCAGAGAUGCAUUGGGAAAAAUUUAAAACCAUUAGAAAUAAAAUUAAUGCUGCAUGAAAUUAAAAAUCUUAAAGCUAACUAUUUCAAUACUAAAAUAUCUGAGUAUCUUCAGCAUAAGAACGUAAAGAAAAGUUGGUCCUUGAUUAAUAACCUACUUGGGAAAAAUUCAAAAUCAACCAUUAUCAAUGAAAUUAGGACUGAUAAUAAUGUAAUUCUUACAAAUAGAAACCUAAUUGCAAACAAAUUAAAUGAUUAUUUUGUUAAUAUUGGUCCAUCGCUUGCACUCGGGGUGGAAGAAAAUCAUACCUCUGCUGGUGUGACAAAUCGUGGUGAUUUAGAAUGUAACACAAUUUUUUGUUUUUCUGAUAUAAGUGUUCAUCAAGUUCUAAACAACUUAAAACAACUAGUAACAUCCAAAGCUACUGGCGUAGACAAAAUUCCAGCUAAAGUUCUUAAAUUAUCUGCAGAUAUAAUUGCGCUAUCUCUGACAACAAUCUUUAACCAAUCACUACAUAGUGGCAUAUUUGUCAAUGACUGGAAAUUAGCACGUGUGCAACCGAUUUAUAAAUUUGAGGAUAGAAGCAAAUGCGAAAAUUACCGUCCAAUUUCUAUUCUCCCAGUUGUAAGUAAAAUCUUUGAAAAAGAAAUUUUUCAGCAACUAUAUAGUUAUUUAUCUGCAAACUCACUAAUUUCAAAGUUUCAAUCUGGAUUUCGACCUAAACAUUCAUCUCUAAUCUUACUUCUCCAGAUGUGCGAUGAAUGGCUAAAAAAUAUGGAUGAGGGUAAAAUAACUGGUCUUGUUUCUCUGGAUAUCAAGAAAGCAUUUGAUUCAAUUAACCAUCAAAUUUUAAUGUCAAAAAUGAAAGACCAGUUUGGUAUUCGUGAAAAUGAAUUCAAUUGGUUUACCUCUUACUUGACUGAUCGUCAGCAAGUUUGCUGUGUAAAUAAACAUAUAUCCUCUUGGAAAUCCAUAGAAAGUGGUGUGCCGCAGGGGUCGAUCCAUUCUCGGUCCUUUGAUGUUUUUAUUUAUAUUAAUGAUUUGCCGCAAUACUUAAAAUUUACAGCUCCGGCUUUAUAUGCUGAUGAUACGCAGAUAUUUGCCUCGUCUGAUAAUUAUGAUGAACUGGUGGAACUAUUAAACUCUGAUUUGAAAAAUAUUAGUAGAAGGCUCUCGGAUAACAAAAUACAACACCAUACUACUAAAACUAAGCUAAUGUUCAUAGGCUCCCG
Paramuricea clavata is the source of this 2526-nucleotide messenger RNA. Lineage: Eukaryota; Metazoa; Cnidaria; Anthozoa; Malacalcyonacea; Plexauridae. The record is from the annotation of a GenBank genome assembly.